AUGACUUCAGCAUCUACAGAACAACCAAUCUCCAUUGCUAUCAUAGGCUCCGGUCUAAUCGGUCCUCGGCAUGCACAAUCAAUUCUUCAAAAUCCACAGGCCACUUUGCAUUCCCUCACAGAUCCUGCUCCACAUGCCGUCCAAAUUGCGACUUCCCUAUCGACCACCUACUACUCCUCGCUACCCUCCCUUCUCUCAUCCUCCUCGCUACCAAAGGCAGUCCUAAUCUGUACCCCAAACCAUACCCAUUUUCCCAUCGCCAUCUCUUGUAUCGAAAACUGGCAUAAAAUAUUUGGUCAUCAUCGACGCUUCAACCCCUAUCUUGUAUCUGCAAAAACUGAGCUUGAUUCUGGAGUACUCGGUCAAAUAAUUGGUGUUCAAGGUAUAUGGGCGUUGAAAAAGUCCUCAUCAUAUUUUGACGGUAUUGGAGAAUGGAGAAGAAAUGGUGAGAGCGGUGGCGUGGUGCUCAUUAAUUUGAUACAUGAACUCGAUUUGUUACAAUACUUACUAGGCAAGGUUACUAUGGUGUCUGCUAUUGAGAGUAAGAAAACUAGAGGCUUUGAUGCUGAAGAAGGAGGGGCGAUGAUAUUGCGAUUUGAGAGUGGAGUAGUAGGAACAUUUUUGCUAAGCGAUGCUGUUCCCUCUCCAUGGAAUUUCGAAGCUGGUACCGGAGAAAAUCCUACUGUCCCUCAGGUAGGUAAGGAGAAUGAUGCGGGUGGGUUCUAUCGAAUAUUGGGGACGAAAGGAGGUAUAAGUGUGCCUGAUUUAACAAGGUGGAGUUAUGAAGUUUGGGAUGGAGAGAAGGCGUGGAAUGAUGAGUUGAAAAAAGAUGAAAUACAGGUUGAUACUGAAAUUGUGCCUUUUGAUGAACAGAUCAAACACCUAGUCCAGGUAGUAAAGGAAGGUAAGAAACCAAUAUGCAGUGGGGAAGAGGGUUUGAGUGCGAUGGUGGUAUGCGAGGCAGUGAGAGUGGCAAUGAAGAGCAGGGAGAUGGUUGAGAUUGAGGGUCUUGAUAUUGUAAAGAAAAGUAGCAAGCAAAAUUAA
Molecule: messenger RNA, 1044 nt
Organism: Botrytis sinoallii
Lineage: Eukaryota; Fungi; Ascomycota; Leotiomycetes; Helotiales; Sclerotiniaceae
Exons: 2
Coding region: 1-1044 (347 amino acids)
Molecular function (GO): nucleotide binding
Source: RefSeq, a predicted model, not a curated record